AUAGUUCAGUGCAGGAGCCGCAGCAGCAGCCAUCAAGUCAACAAAUCCACCAAAUCCAAGUCCAAACCAAAAUGUUCGCUCUCGUAUCGCUUUUCAUCCUGGGUGUUGGUGCCGCCGCCGCCAUCGAGCUGCCCAUCUACCACUCACCCGCGGCCAUUGUGAAGCCACUGCUGAAGACCGUAGAGGUGGAGGCACCUGCCCACUACGAUUUCGCCUACUCGGUGCACGACGAGCACACCGGCGACAUCAAGAGCCAGACGGAGUCGCGGAAGGGCGAUCAGGUCCAGGGUCAGUACACGCUGGUCGAUGCCGAUGGCUAUCUGCGCACCGUGGACUACACUUCGGAUGCCCACAACGGCUUCAAUGCGGUGGUGCGUCGCGAUCCCCUGGGCCAGAAGGUGAUCAAGGCUGCGCCCAUUGCCAAGCUCCUGGCUCCCGCACCACUGCCACUGGCCUAUGCGGCACCCAAGCUCCUCGCGCCCGCUAAACUGCCCCUCGGCCUUUACCAUUAGGUUCUGGGUAGGAUUGAUCGAGAGAGAUAGCAAACACUGACUUCAUCGCAUCGACGACGACCCAUCCGCAUCCGCAUCCGCAUCUGUAUCUGUAUCUGAACUAUUACUAUUACUACCCAAACACCUCGUAUCAUAUCCAGCUUGCUCUGAUCUUUCUUCCUAUCUUCUGAUCCUAUUCUCUGAUAUCUCUACUAAGACUACUUCGGCUCCAGGUCAUCAAAAUCGCCAUAAACCGAUGACUGGGGGUCUCUAUCUCAUCUAUGUAAUACUAUGUAUGUGUAAAUAGAAGGCAAUAAAUGCAUGUUUAGAAAACAC
Molecule: messenger RNA, 827 nt
Organism: Drosophila melanogaster (fruit fly)
Lineage: Eukaryota; Metazoa; Arthropoda; Insecta; Diptera; Drosophilidae
Gene: Cpr30F
Product: cuticular protein 30F
Exons: 2
Coding region: 72-512 (146 amino acids)
Cellular component (GO): chitin-based extracellular matrix
Molecular function (GO): structural constituent of cuticle; structural constituent of chitin-based cuticle
Source: RefSeq, marked reviewed